Dracunculus medinensis (Guinea worm) is the source of this 585-nucleotide messenger RNA. The record is from the annotation of a GenBank genome assembly. Lineage: Eukaryota; Metazoa; Nematoda; Chromadorea; Rhabditida; Dracunculidae.
AUGGUAGAAGUAAUUGAUAAACUACAAGUAAAUCAGUGGCAAAUACGCGAGACGAAUAUACGCCUUAUCGUUGGUUUUGCUGUCAUGUUUAUCUAUUUGUUGAUUGGCGCCAUUGUAUUCGUACAAAUUGAAGGACCAAGUGAGGACCAAGAUAUGAUGACAUAUAAAGAAUUUCGAAAUCACUGGAAUACUGUUCUUAUGGAAGCAGGCUUUCAGGAAACUGAUGUUGAUCAAUUAUUUGCUGACAUUAGAGAAAUGGCACUAAAGGGAAUAUGGGCGGAAAAAAAUAUUACCUCAGAACCGAACUGGAGCUUUGGUCAAGCAUUCUUUUUCACUGGAGCUCUUAUCAGUACAGUAGGCUAUGGUAGAGUUUUGCCAAGAACACGCGAAGGAAAAUUUUUCACUAUUGUCUACUGCAUCAUAGGCAUACCAAUGACUUUAGCUCUAUUAUCAUCACUAGUGGUUCGUUUGAAACAACCAAGUAUAUGGCUACGUGGCAAACUAAAUGCUCGUUUUGGGCAUGUUUUCCAUUCAUUUCAGCUGCAGGUAUAUUUUCUCCGAAAUUCGCCGUUAUCAAGGUUUUGA